AUGGCGGACAAGGUGGAGGAAGCAAAAGAGACGAAAAAAAUGUGGGAAGGUAAAGAAGACACUGGGAGAGGGGACAAAGGGGGCAAAAGGGGAAGGCCGACCAACGUGGAGGCGCUGAAAAAAGAAAAGAGCCAGAGUAUGGGAAACAUGACAAGUAUAGAACAAAUAUGGAAAAGGAAAAGCGAAACGGAGGCCGAAGAAGAAGGAGAGAGCGGAAGUAGGGGAAGAUACAGCCCGCAGGCAGAGAGAUGGAUGUUCAGAGGAAGCAGUCUAGUGGAGAGGUCGCCGGAAAAGAGAAAAGAGAGAAUGGAAGACGGGGAAGGGCUGGGGGAAAUAAAGAGGAUGAUUAGAGAAUUGGGAGAAGAUUUGAGUAAGAAAAUAGACAUAAGUGCAAAGAACCAGGGGAAGGAGAUAAGGGAGGAGAUAGCGGGAGGAGUAAGAGAGAAAAGAAAGACGAAGAAUGAAGACGAGGUAAUAAAAGAAAACCUGAGAGAAUUAGAGAGCAAGUGGGAGCGAAAGGAAAAGGAAGAAAAGAGGAGAAAUAUAAUAAUCAAAGGACUGAAGGCGAAAAGAGAAGAGAUGAGGGAGAAGACAGAAGAGAUAAUGGAAACAAUUGGACUGAGGGAUGCGAUAGAGGAGGUGAAAGUAGUAGGGGUGGCGGAAGGGGGAAAAGAAGUGAACAUGGUGCAAGUAAAACUUAAGUCCAUGGAAAUAAAGAGAGACGUGAUGACGAAGAAGAAAGCGCUGAGGGGAAAGAGAGGCGGAUGCAAUGGAAGAUAA
Osmia lignaria (orchard mason bee) is the source of this 780-nucleotide messenger RNA. The record is from RefSeq and is a predicted model, not a curated record. NCBI's taxonomy places the organism in Eukaryota, Metazoa, Arthropoda, Insecta, Hymenoptera, Megachilidae.